CUCAACGAUAGCGAAGCUUUGGGUAGAAAGAAAGCAGUUGUGUAGAAGAGAGAGGGUGAACGGAAUGCGUUGGCGUUAGGGGGUGGAGCCCACUAGCGGUUCAGCGGUGCCGGCUCAGGACCUGACCUCGUCCUCAAUCGGUCCACUUCGCUUCUGCGAAAUUUCUUCCCCCCAUCUCCUUCCUUCAACCAUUCAACUCUCCGCGCUUCAUCGACCAGGUUUCCGAUCAAUCGCCGAUCUCCUCCGUCUCGCGAUCGAUCACCGCCGUAACCGUCGCCACCGUCACCAUGUCCAUGUCCAUGUCGGAUUCCGAUUCCUCCUCUUAUGGCGGCGAAUACAAAAGCCUCAAACAAGUUAGCCGUGAGCGAUUAUUACAUGAAAUGCUCAGGUCAGCAAAAACAGGGGAUUCAAAAUCUACAUGGAAGGUACUAAUAAUGGACAAACUUACUGUAAAGAUAAUGUCACACUCUUGCAAGAUGGCCGAUAUCACUGAUGAGGGUGUUUCAUUGGUUGAAGACAUAUACAAGCGAAGGCAGCCAUUGCCCACCAUGGAUGCUAUAUACUUCAUCCAGCCAACAAAAGAGAAUAUCAUAAUGUUUUUGUCAGACAUGUCUGGAAGGAAGCCCUUAUACCGGAAGGCAUUUGUUUUCUUUAGUUCACCUAUAGCGAGAGAAUUGGUUAUGGACAUUAAGAAAGAUGCACUGGUGUUGCCUCGAAUAGGUGCUUUGAGAGAGAUGAAUUUGGAGUAUUUUGCCAUUGACAGUCAGGGAUUCAUUACUAACAAUGAGAGGGCUUUAGAGGAGCUAUAUGGGGAUGAGGAGAAUGCUCGAAAAGCUGUUGCAUGUUUAAAUGUUAUGGCUACUCGGAUUGCUUCAGUUUUUGCUUCACUAAGAGAAUUCCCUUUUGUUCGCUUUCGCGCUGCCAAGUCCCUAGAUCCUACCACAGUGACUACUCUUCAUGAACUUAUUCCUACAAAGCUUGCUGCUGGUGUCUGGGACUGUCUCAUGAAAUAUAAAAAAAGUAUACCUAAUUUUCCUCAGACUGAGACCUGCGAGUUGCUCAUCAUUGAUAGAACUAUUGAUCAGAUUGCCCCUGUUAUACAUGAAUGGACUUAUGAUGCCAUGUGCCAUGAUUUGUUGAAUAUGGAGGGAAAUAAAUAUGUUCACGAGGUUCCUGGCAAGAAUGGUGGUCCACCAGAGAGGAAAGAGGUUCUAUUGGAGGAUCAUGAUCCUAUAUGGCUUGAACUUCGUCAUGCACAUAUUGCAGAUGCUAGUGAACGAUUGCAUGAGAAGAUGACCAGCUUCAUUUCAAAGAACAAAGCUGCACAAAUCCAACAUGGUUCUAGAGGUAAUGGUGAAAUGUCGACGAGGGACUUGCAGAAGAUGGUUCAAGCACUUCCACAAUACAGUGAACAAAUUGACAAGCUCUCCCUCCAUGUAGAGAUUGCAGGAAAAAUUAACAGAAUCAUCAGGGAAUCAGGACUUCGGGAACUUGGGCAGCUGGAGCAAGAUCUUGUUUUUGGAGAUGCUGGAAUGAAAGAUGUUAUCAAAUUUUUGACUAUGAAAGAGGAUACAAGUCGUGAAAAUAAGUUACGCUUGUUAAUGAUUCUUGCAGCCAUGUAUCCUGAGAAGUUUGAGGGUGAAAAGGGUCUGAAUUUGUUGAAGGUAGCGAAAUUGACAAACGAGGAUGCAAUUGCUAUAAAUAAUUUGAGAAUGCUUGGGGGAGAACCUGAGACUAAAAAAACCUUGACUGGUGGUUUUGCUCUUAAGUUUGAUAUGCACAAGAAAAAGCGGGCGGCAAGGAAAGAUCGUUCUGAUGAAGAGACAUGGCAGCUAUCACGCUUUUAUCCCAUUAUCGAGGAACUUAUUGAAAAAGUGAGCAAAAAUGAACUGCCAAAGGAAGACUAUCCAUGUAUAAAUGGCCCAAGUCCAUCUUUCCAUGGAACAUCUUUGGCUGGACCGGUAAUUCAAAUUCCUCCCGCUCAUUCGAUGAGAUCGAGGCGCACACCAACCUGGGCUCGACCUAGGGGCUCUGAUGACGGAUAUUCAAGCGAUUCGGUGCUUAAACAUGCAUCCAGUGAUUUCAAGAAGAUGGGCCAACGAAUAUUUAUAUUCAUUGUUGGUGGAGCAACCAGAUCUGAGCUUAGGAUUUGCCACAAGCUUUCUGGUAAGCUGAGGAGGGAAGUUAUUCUGGGCUCGUCAAGUAUUGAUGAUCCUGCACAAUAUAUUACGAAAUUGAAGAUGCUAUCAGUACAGGAACUUUCAUUGGAUGAUCUCCAGAUAUGAUGUUAUAUAGACUUGAAAACAGGAAGAUAAUCUUCUGCUUGCUUGUCAAAAAUGUGUUGUAAUAUAGAUUAUUAAGCUCAAUUUAGCAAAUUCUUUUGACAUUUGACUGCGGUUCAGCUGAGCCACUGAUGUCAUAUUGUGCAUAUGCUAGGAAUUCUUCAUUGGUUAGAGAAACUAUUCUUAAAAAAAUUAUGGUAAAUGAGAUUUUCAGAUA
Molecule: messenger RNA, 2499 nt
Organism: Lotus japonicus
Lineage: Eukaryota; Viridiplantae; Streptophyta; Magnoliopsida; Fabales; Fabaceae
Product: SNARE-interacting protein KEULE-like
Exons: 22
Coding region: 288-2285 (665 amino acids)
Biological process (GO): intracellular protein transport; vesicle-mediated transport
Cellular component (GO): plasma membrane; secretory granule
Molecular function (GO): syntaxin binding
Source: RefSeq, a predicted model, not a curated record